Molecule: messenger RNA, 7908 nt
Organism: Monosiga brevicollis MX1
Lineage: Eukaryota; Choanoflagellata; Craspedida; Salpingoecidae
Exons: 38
Coding region: 1-7908 (2635 amino acids)
Source: RefSeq, a predicted model, not a curated record
AUGCGGCUCGACGUUGUUGUUAUUUGGCUGGCCUUGCUUUCAGCAUCCGCCGUGGCUGUAUCGUCCGAGCUGGGUGCUCAAGUGGCUCUCAAUGCCUCCUCUGGCCUGCAAAUCGAUAACGAAGAUAUUGUCAAGACAGACGCUCGCGAUUCGUGGACUGCAGGUGUCAUCAGCCAAGUCAGGGCAGACCUCUCAAGCGCGCUGUCGGUCGGCGUGCGCAUAGUACCAGCCCAUGCCGGUGAUAGUCUCAUGGUUGGAUUUUCCCGCGAGGUACCAAGCAGCCUGGCCGACUAUCGCUCGCUUGACUUUGCUCUGCAUCUCUCCCUCGCCUCUGGCGUGCCCGUACUCCUGGUUUGGCGGCGAAACACAAUCCUGGGCCGUCUCGAGCAAUCCUUUGGGUCAAGCGACCUUCUCGAUGUCUACGCCGAUCAAAGUGGCCGCUUUGCCGUCGCCCUCAACAACGUCACCAUCUACACGUCCACCUUCUCCCGCGACUACGAUGCCUACUACUUUCGUGCCGUCUUCUCGACACCCAACGCCACCAUCUCCCGCCCUCAAUGGCUCACAGCCCAGCUAUUUUGCCGCACAAUGACCUGUGCCGACGCUGGCCAAUGUCAUCCCGCCAGCCCCUGCAACUUGGGUGUUUGCACCACCACACCAGCUUCCGGUAUCCCUUGUAACGACGGCAACGCCACUACAGUUGAUGAUACGUGCCUGGACGGCAUUUGCCUGGUCAGUCAACCUAGACUGGAGAGCCGCCACGCGGUGCAGUGUGCAUCCGAUUCAUGCCAUGAACCUUCUGUUUGUAGCGGGGGCAGCUGCUUCGCCGGACCGGCCCUAGCCGAUGGCUCAGCUUGUGACGACAACAAUCCCAUUACUAUCGAGUCGCUGUGCUUUGACGGUGUUUGCGUUGGGACAAAAACGCGGUGCUUCAACGUUACUUGCGAACCCCGCGCUUGCUAUGCUGCGGGCAUCUGCAAUGAUCAAACGGGCCAAUGCGACUACACUGCUCUGCCCGAAGGCACGGAUUGCGAUGAUGGGGAUAACGUCACCAUCGACGACAAGUGUUAUUCGCAUGUUUGCACGGGGUUGGAUCCCUGCUUUGGCUUUGACUGCGUGCCACGCAGCCAGUGCCACUUGGCAGGCGAAUGCAUCAAUGGUGCCUGCACCAACCCCGUUAAACCCGUCAACACGACGUGCGAUGAUGGAGAUAGUACAACCGUAUUGGAUGCUUGCCAAGCCAAUGGUGCAUGUGUGGGUGUAAAUUUGUGCGCCAAUGUCGAGUGUUUGCCGGUGUCUACCUGCCAUCUUCCUGGCGCCUGUGAUUUCCAGACUGGUCUCUGCUCAAUGGGACCCGUCAAGAGCGAUGGUAGCGCCUGCGACGAUGACAACAACCGUACAGUGGAAGACCAGUGCCUGGAUGGUGUUUGCACUGGGGUUGACCGGUGUCCCACGCCCUGCACGGCACUCUCCGUUUGCCACGCUCCGGGUGACUGCGACCUUUGGACCGGCAUCUGCACCAAUCCUUUGCUGCCUGACGGCACCCCGUGUGACGACGAUGACCCCGAGACAACUGGUGAGCGUUGUUUCGAUGGGAUAUGCUCGGGCGUUCGCCUUUGUGAAAAUGUGGUCUGCACGCCGCUGUCUCCAUGCCACGAUACGGGCAUAUGUGAUCCCAACACGGGCACUUGCUCCAAUCCCGUGAAAGCAACGGGCAUCUUAUGCCCGGACACCGACGGCGAUGUGUGCACAACCGCCUCUUGUCACGUCGGGGAGUGCCUGCAAACGUCGCCAACUGCCUUUGGUGUUGGCUGUGAUGAUAACAACACUUUGACCGACGAUGACAUUUGCCUUGGUGAUGGCACGUGUGCCGGUGAAGAUCGCUGCAUCGGUGUGACUUGCAUUGCCAUUGAUGAGUGUCACGAACCGGGUACCUGCGCCAAUGGAAUCUGCAGCAACCCUGUUGCAGAGGAUGGAAGUAACUGCAGCACUGUGGCCUUUGUUGCUCGCAACCCGCGCUGUCCGCUUUUUCCGCUGGCCCCCGAUGGUUAUCCCUGCGUUGAUGUGGACGAGAAUGAGUGCACAGCAGCCGAGUGUCGCUUUGGCACGUGUAUCCAAAAUGUUUUGCUUGACAAUGGCUCUCCGUGCACCGAUAAUAACGCGGCUACCGAAGAUGAAUGUGUUGGAGGCGUCUGCGUUUCGAUCGACCUGUGUGAAGAGAACGAUGUUGUGUGCGAGAGCCCACCGACGCCCUGCCAUGAACCGGUGGGCACUUGCUUUCGGGGCAACUGCUCCUACUCGUUCAAGCUCGUCGGGGCUAGCUGCGACGAUGGCAAUGAACAAUCUGGUGUUGGCACCUGCAAUGCUGCCCAUGAGUGCAUUGCUUCAUUCCCGGCUACGGAAUGUACUUUGGCAGGAACUUGCGUCAACGGCCUCUGCCCAGCACCAGCCAACCGCACGGAGGGCACCGCCUGUACAGCUAUCAACGAGGACACAUGUACCGAAGCCCUAUGCUUUGGUGGUGUCUGCGUGCAAAACAUCCCUCGCGCUGCCACCAACAUAUCUUGCGAUGAUGAGGAUGAGAGCACAGACUUUGAUACUUGUCAAGCGGGCAUCUGCCGAGGCAUUGAUUUGUGCGUUCGUGACAACGUAACUUGCGCACCCCCCGAGAGUUGCCGAGCUCCCGGCGUCUGCUUCCGAGGCACCUGCAGCUACGACCUUUUGCCGGUGGCCACGCCCUGUGAUGACAACAACGAACGCACGACCACCGAUAUUUGCCUUGCCAAUGGCAUUUGCAUCGGCGAAGACCUAUGCGUCACGGAAGACAUCGUAUGCAGCCCACCAAACCAGUGUCAGCAUGGAGCUGAGUGCCUGCGUGGUUCAUGCCUGCCUCCGCUCAACAUCACCGCGGGGACGCCAUGCGAUGAUGAGGACGCCGAAACCAGGGACGAUGUCUGCGACGGCUGGGGUACUUGUGCCGGAAUUAACCCUUGCAUCGUGAACAACAUCACCUGUGAUGUUGCACCCAGUCAAUGCCAUAUGACCAACGGCACAUGUUUUUUGGGCUCAUGCUCGUACGAAUUCCGACCUGUCAACAGCAGCUGUGAUGACGGGAUUGAAGCCACCGAUGAUGACAUGUGUGAUGGCUUUGGCACGUGUUUGGGCGUUGAUUAUUGUGUUGCCUGGGCGGUGACAUGCGAGCCCUUGAAUCAGUGCCACCAAGCGGGUGUCUGCUCUCAUGGAGAAUGCUCCCCCAGCCUGCCCCUACCCAACGGCACGAUCUGUGAUGAUGGCUUCGCUCAUACCAUCAACGAUACGUGCCACAGUGUCGGCGAGUGCGAUCCCCAAACGGGUUUGUGCAGCAACCCUUUCCGCCCGGCCGGCCUGGCCUGUGACGACGCUGACAACCGCACGACCAGCGAUCAGUGCAUGGCCGGUGUGUGCGCGGGUGUUGAUCUUUGCGUGGCCAAUAAUGUCACAUGCCCACCCAUCAACCAAUGCCAUGAGCCGGGAACUUGCUUCCAAGGUCAAUGCACCAUCUUGCCAAAGCUCGACGGCACUGUAUGCGAUGACGGUCUGGCCAAUACGCAAAAUGACGUCUGCACCGGUGGCCUUUGUGCUGGCAUUGAUCCAUGUGCGGGGAUCGUCUGCCAGGCCCAAAGUGUGUGCCACGAGGUAGGCACUUGCCGAAACGGAGUGUGUGAUGAUCCGUUCCGUGCUGCUGGCAGUAUGUGCGACGAUGGUGACAGCAGCAGCUACUUGGAGCAGUGUUUCGCCGGUAUUUGCGUGCCACAGUUGGCUUGCGACCCAAGCACGUGUGUAGCCUGGCGUGAGCUGCGUGGCUUGGAACCCACCAUGAACUUUGGCCUACGCCGAGUGGCACGGGUGGACGGCUGGAACGCCUCGGCCGUGUCGCUCGAUGGCUUGUCAACCAACGAUACCCGGGCCGGGGUGCGCUUUACUCCGGAACAAACGGAUGCCAACCUCGCUUUUGGCCUAGGCUCAGAGGUUCUUACAUCGCAGUUUGAAGACAUGGCCUUUGCCGUGUUUUUGGCAGAGGGCGGCAACGCCUUUGCGUACGAAGCUGGACGCUUCAAGAAAAGCUUGGGCACGUAUGCCCGAGCCUCGACGCUCGAGCUCCUGGUGAAUAGGCAAGGACGAGUUGAGUUUGUGGUUGAUCAUCAGCUGCGUUACACGAGCGAGUCAGUGGUGAAUCUUCCCGUGCAUGUUGAUGUGGCCCUCUUCGGCGGUGCCGCUGUUGUAUCCAAUAUAUCCUGGGUCACGAAGCAGGAAGCCUACUGUGCACGUCAGACCUGCGCACCUGCCACCGACUGCUUGCUGGCUGAGCAGUGUGUACUUGGCGAGUGCGCGAGCCCCGUACCCCAACCAGUCAACACCACGUGUACUCUCAGCGACGACACCCUCCGAGACUUGCGCUGCAAUGGCGCCGGAACCUGCAUUGGCACGCCCAAGUGCGCUGGUGUCAUCUGCCCGACGCCAGGGCAGUGUGAGAUGCCAGUCAGUUGUGAACCCACCACGGGUCUUUGCCCGGUACUGCCCUUCCGACCCAAUGGAACUGAGUGUGAUGACGAUAUUUUUGAGACGCUCGAGGACACCUGCCAAGCUGGCGUUUGUCGUGGCAUUGACUAUUGUGACGCCGUGGUAUGCGACAGCCCACCCACCGUUUGUUUCGAGGCUGUUGGUUCAUGUUUGCACGGCAAUUGCAACUACACCUUUCGAGGCAUCAACGCCACUUGUGAUGACGGAAACGAGAGAACGACCAAUGACCAGUGCCAAGCUGAUGGGGUAUGCGCGGGUGUCGACCUGUGUGACGAAGUCGUUUGUGCUCCAAGCCAAUGCCAGACCAACGCCUCAUGCCUACAUGGCAUUUGCUCGUUUGACAACUAUCCAUCAGCGUAUCUCUGCAAUGAUGGCAAUGCCUCCACCUUCCCGGAUACAUGCGAGGCUGGAGUGUGCGUGGGACAAGACCCUUGUCUGGGAGUCGACUGUCGAGCGCCCUCAGAUUGCUACGAGGACGGCACAUGCGUGCUUGGCGAGUGCGUCUUUCAGUUUCGACCAGCAAAUACCAGCUGCGAUGACAAUAACAACCGCACCAUCGACAUGUGCGACGGCAAUGGCGCGUGCAUCAGCACGGACCCCUGCCAAGGUCUUGCCUGCCCAGAGCCCACAGAUCAUGAAUGCCAAUACUCAGAAGCCUGCUUUUUGGGCCAGUGUGGUGACAUUAUUGACCACCCCUUGGGGACGGCCUGCACCUUUGACGAUGGCAACCCCUGCACACGCGGUGGUUGUAUUGCCGGUUCCUGCACCAGCUUUCACGUAGCUGACAACACGACCUGCAACGAUGGGAAUGUCAACACCGUCGACGACCGGUGUCUUGCCGGCACAUGCGUGGGGACUGAUCUUUGCCUCAACGUGGAAUGCCAACCACUGACGCAGUGUCACCAGACCACAAGCUGCGUGGCUGGUUCGUGCCCAGUGUUGCUCAAGCCGGACGGCGCUUUUUGUGACGAUGGCAACCCAGAAACCAUCAAUGACGUGUGCACGUUGGGGCAAUGCGCGGGCUUUAGCCUGACCUGCACGCCCCCGAGCUCAGCUACUGAGGCGGUUCGCUUCAGCAACGGGUGUGGAGGUUUUGACCAAGAGACGCGUUGGCUGUACACGGCACAAGCCACCAGCGGCUGCGUUUGCCGUUCCGGCACACUGGGCGGCCUUUUUGCUGAUCAAUCGGGUGCGAUUCAUACAGCUACGCAGUGCGCACAGGCCAUCUGCGGUGGCGGCUCAUUACUGCAAUUUGAUCAGUGCAGUUUCAACGGCGAGAUUGUCAGCACUGGCACCUGGCAGGAGAGCACAGUGACGGUGCCGCUGGCCUAUCAGGAUGUUUUGUGCGAAGAGGAUGGCACUCCCAUCACGCAGCGACCCGCCACAUCCACGGCAAUUACCACGACAGUGACCACGAGCUCGACGACCAGCACCAUAUCAACAAUCGGCAGCACACCACUCGGGACGACCACAGUCCCUUUGUCGUCUUCGAGUAGCUCUUUGGGUUUAACAACAUCGAGCUCUAACACUCGUUCUCCUGGCAUUUCCACGACGCCUGCACACACCUCAACCUCUUUUGCUUCUUCUGCCACCACGACUUCUCCUCAUGCUUCUUCCUCUACUACUCCUACAACAACAACGACCACCACCACCACCACCACAACAACAACAACAACAACAACAACGACGACGACGACAGUCCCGCCAACAGCGCGGCCGGCGACUGGGGUGGAGCACGUCAUUCAAUGGAACGUCAACUUGCCUUUGGCUGAGUUGCAUCAGCGCAUCAGGCUGGGCGAUAGCAUGACCUGGCAAUGGGACUCUGAUGCCAUGCCCAUCAACGUUGUCUCUGGAACCAGUCGCAUUCCUGAUGGUCGCUUCACCUCAGGCCUCCCCCGUUAUCGUGGUUUGUACACCCACUCUGCCACGUUUCGAACUGUCGGCACUUACAACUAUUAUUCACAAUUCCAAGCCUACCUUGCCGGCUCGGUGACUGUCUUCAACCCGGUCCGCAUCAUCGAGACCUCGGCCACCUUGCCCGACAACGUGGUUGACUGGAGUCUGCAGUACAAUGCCCCACCUCUCCACGUGGCCACGGGCGCAGUUGUCCGCUUUCAGUGGGACAACAAUGUGCCUUUGGACAUUAUCUCUGGCUUACCAUCAGACGCAACAUUGGGCGUGCUCUUCAGCAGCCCGGCUGCUCGGUCCAGCAACUUGACAGUUGCUUUCGAGGCGGAAGGUCGGUAUUACUUUCAUGCAUCGCAAUACAGCUUUCUGCAGGGGCUGAUUGUUGUCGAGGCUUUACUCGAGCAACGGCAUCCGACUCACGCCAAGUCUCCCGUUGUACCAAUAGAUGCCGCACCCACUACAGCCACACCUGUGAUUACCACAGCAUCUUCAACCACCUUGACUACCACCACCACUACUACCACCACCACUACCACUACCACUACCACUACCACUACCACUACCACUACCACCACCACUACCACCACCACAACAACAACGCUGCCCACAACUACAACACCAAGGAUUACGACCACGACUGCUGUGUUCAAUGGGACCACCGUGCUGGCAACCGUGGAGGGCAACGCGGCCCUUAGCAUGUUUGAUCAGCUCCUGUCCGGCUCGUCCAUUGUGACUGAAUUGGGUCGCCGUGGCCCCUGGACCGUGUUUGCACCACGUGACUCUGCCUUUAACUCGUUUUCGCAGGAUGCACUCUUUGAAUUGUUCUUGGAAGCCGAUAAGCGAGAUGCUUUUUUGAGCCGUCAUGUCGCGGUUGGGUUCUACAAUCGGACGGCUCUGCAAACAGGCAAUAUCGUUAUGGUGGAUGGCCGCCUCCAGGCCGUACGGCGCGUCGGCGGCUCCAUUUUGCUAGGUAACAUUGCGGCCGUUGUUGAUGCAGAGGCUGUGGCCGACAACGGCGUUGUCCAACAGCUUGAUCAGGUGUUACCUGAGGGUACAGAGCUCAGCACGACCUCGGUGACAACUUCGACCACAACCUUUGCGCCCGAGACAACAACGGAGGCCACGACAACGACGACAACGACGACAACGACGACGACGACCGCGACGACCACGACGACUUCAUCCACGACCUCGGCAAUCUUGGACCGACUAGAUUUGCUCGAUCAAGCCAUGGCUGACGGUGUCGGAUCCUUUGCAGAUGGCGCCUUGGUUCUUUCCGGAGUUGGAGGCGUCCGGCUGGCUGUACCAACGGCACGAACGGAGCUAGGAUUGCACUUUGCGUUUCGCGCAAUGGUGGGUGGCUAUCUGGUUUCCAAGACCAACGGCUUUGAUCCCGCCUCUAUGCGCGCGUGGAUGCGCAAGAUGCAGUUCAAGUCGUGA